This is a messenger RNA of Rhizopus microsporus ATCC 52813, 873 nucleotides long. RefSeq lists its product as uncharacterized. The coding region runs from base 1 to 873 and encodes 290 amino acids. The transcript has 4 exons. Lineage: Eukaryota; Fungi; Mucoromycota; Mucoromycetes; Mucorales; Rhizopodaceae. The record is from RefSeq and is a predicted model, not a curated record.
AUGGUGAAAGGAUCAAGAGAAUGUGUGCCACUUGACGAUAAGACAACUUUGAUGAUUACAAUAUUCUUGUGCUUUGGUAUAGUUGUGUCUUAUUUACCUCAACAUUAUCGUAUUAUUGCAAACAAAACAAGCGAAGGCUUUAGCGCGUGGUUUCUCCUGUUGGGUGUCAUAUCCUCCUCUUCAAGCCUUUUGAACAUCACUGUCCUUCAGUGGGAUGCUAUCGUGUGCUGCAAGUCUCUUUCCACAGGAGCAUGUAUAGAAGGACUUAUGGGAAUUGUGCAGAUUGGAAUUCAGUGGUCCAUGUUUUGUCUUGUCUUUCUUCUAUACUUGAUUUACUUUCCAGAAAACAAAAAGAGAGAACCUCAUGCACCCACAAGUCUUCAUUUAGAGUUUCCCAACAAAAUUCAGCCACCCAUUUCUGCAGAAUGGAAGAUGUCACUUUUAGUGGCAACGCUUUGCAUAGGACACCUCGCCAUUUCGUUCUUUAUUUCUGUAUUGCUUUUGAUUAUUGUAGGCGGACCUGAACAUUGGUUAACCAACUACUGGGCUGGAUUCUUGGGUGUUUUAAGCAUGCUGUUUGCUUCCUUUCAAUACAUCCCGCAGAUAUGGAAAACAUGGAAUAGCAAAGUUGUAGGUGCUUUGAGUAUUCCAAUGAUGAUGCUACAGACACCUGGAACUGUACUGUUUAUGUAUGCACUGAUCGUCCGUCCAGGAACCAACUGGACAGCAUGGAUACCCUAUUUAGCUACCUGCAUCCUGCAAGGUGUAUUGCUUACUAUGUGCAUUGCUUGGCACUUUAGAAAUAAGCGAUUGAACAUCAGUGACUUGGACGGAGCACCUGAGCCGACAGAGGCAACACGUCUUUUGCAGUAG